Messenger RNA from Chenopodium quinoa (quinoa), 969 nucleotides. RefSeq lists its product as uncharacterized. The transcript has 2 exons. The record is from RefSeq and is a predicted model, not a curated record. The coding region runs from base 1 to 969 and encodes 322 amino acids. Gene Ontology annotation, molecular function: zinc ion binding. NCBI's taxonomy places the organism in Eukaryota, Viridiplantae, Streptophyta, Magnoliopsida, Caryophyllales, Amaranthaceae.
AUGGCUCUGAAAUCUAGAAGAUUUGCACAAAAACUGAUUUUGGGUGAGUAUAGGGAACAAUACUCUCUCUUACAUAGAUAUGCUCAGGAAAUCCUUAGAUCUAACCCAGACAACAGCAUCAAGUUCAAACUGAACAACAAUGUCUUUGAAAGGGUUUAUGUGUGCUUUUCUGCUUUGAAGAAAGGUUUUUUAGCUGGUUGUAGGCCAUUUUUUGGCUUAGAUGGAUGCUUCUUAAAUGGCCCAUUUGGUGGCCAAUUUCUUGUAGCUGUUGGUAGGGAUGGAAACAAUCAAAUGUUUCCAAUUGCUUGGGCUUGUGUGGAAAUAGAAAAGACAGAAACUUGGACUUGGUUUCUUGAGCUUUUGGCUGAUGAAUUGGGGACUGUAGAUGGCCAUAGAUACACUAUUAUAUCUAAAGCAGGACAAGAUUUUCUCAAGAGGAACUACAAGAAAUGGGUGAGGGCAUAUUUCACUUCACAAUCCACAUGUGAUGUGAUUGACAACAACAUGAAUGAAGUUUUCAAUGCAUACAUUCUAUCAAGUAGGCAUAAGCCUAUUAUCACAAUGUUAGAGGACAUAAGAGAGAGCCUCAUGGAGAGGCUUCACAAGAAAAGAGACUACAUUGGCAACAAGGACAUUACCAUCUGCCCUAGGAUCAAGACAAGAUUAGAAAAGUCUAAAAUGGAUGCAAGAGGUUGGUCUGCAUUUUGGGAUGGGCACUAUUGCUAUGGAGUUAGGGAAGGAGCAACACAGACUAGGUAUGUUGUCAGUCUUCUAGACAAGACUUGUAGCUGCAAUGCAUGGCAACUUAGUGGUGUGCCAUGCCACCAUGCUGUUGCAGCAGUAGGGCACCCUGAGCAUUAUGUGUCUGACUGGUUCAACAAAGACACAUAUUUGAAGGCUUAUGCCUUCCCUUUAGAGCUCUUAAAUGGUCCUCAGCAGUGGCCUGAGUCACCAUAUGAACCAAUUUAA